Tribolium castaneum (red flour beetle) is the source of this 1107-nucleotide messenger RNA. RefSeq names its product protein PIF-like. The transcript has 2 exons. The record is from RefSeq and is a predicted model, not a curated record. Lineage: Eukaryota; Metazoa; Arthropoda; Insecta; Coleoptera; Tenebrionidae. Bases 1 to 1107 code for a protein of 368 amino acids.
AUGACGUUUUAUUUCUAUCAAGAAGACAGACAACAGAAGACAGAAGACAGAGAGAAUAGAGAAGACAAAGAAGACAGAGAAAACAGAGAAGACAGAGAAGACAGAGAAGACAGAGAAGACAGAGAAGACAGAGAAGACAGAGAAGACAGAGAAGACAGAGAAGACAGAGAAGACAGAGAAGACAGAGAAGACAGAGAAGACAGAGAAGGCAGAAAAAGCAGAAAAGACAGAGAAGACAGAGAAGACAGAGAAGGCAGAGAAGGCAGAGAAGGCAGAGAAGACAGAGAAGACAGAGAAGACAGAGAAGACAGAGAAGACAGAGAAGACAGAGAAGACAGAGAAGACAGAGAAGACAGAGAAGACAGAGAAGACAGAGAAGACAGAGAAAACAGAGAAGACAGAGAAGACAGAGAAGACAGAAAAGACAGAGAAGACAGAGAAGACAGAGAAGACAGAGAAGACAGAGAAGACAGAGAAGACAGAGAAGACAGAGAAGACAAAGAAGACAGAGAAGACAGAGAAGACAGAGAAGACAGAGAAGACAGAGAAGACAGAGAAGACAGAGAAGACAGAGAAGACAGAGAAGACAGAGAAGACAGAGAAGACAGAGAAGACAGAGAAGACAGAGAAGACAGAAAAGACAGAGAAGACAGAGAAGACAGAGAAGACAGAGAAGACAGAGAAGACAGAGAAGACAGAGAAGACAAAGAAGACAGAGAAGACAGAGAAGACAGAGAAGACAGAGAAGACAGAGAAGACAGAGAAGACAGAGAAGACAGAGAAGACAGAGAAGACAGAGAAGACAGAGAAGACAGAGAAGACAGAGAAGACAGAGAAGACAGAGAAGACAGAGAAGACAGAGAAGACAGAGAAGACAGAAAAGACAGAGAAGGCAGAGAAGACAGAGAAGACAGAAAAGACAUAGAAGACAGAAAAGACAGAGAAGACAAAGAAGACAGAGAAGACAGAGAAGACAGUAAAGACACAGGAGACAGAAUACAAAAAACACUGAGGGCAGAAAACACAAAAAACAAAAAAAAGAAGAGACAAAAGAUAGAAGACACAGAAGAUAAAAACACAAGACACCAAACAAAUUUCGAUUCGUAA